Messenger RNA from Penicillium brasilianum, 2333 nucleotides. The record is from the annotation of a GenBank genome assembly. Lineage: Eukaryota; Fungi; Ascomycota; Eurotiomycetes; Eurotiales; Aspergillaceae.
AUGUACUCCUGGCACUCUGACCGCUCUGAAACGUUUACUCUUAAUCCACUUCCAUCACGCAAUUAUAGCCCCUAUGACAUCUGUGUCGGAAGUAUCCCAAUUGAUCUUAGCACACACGAAAAAUCUCUGAUCGCUAUGAUUUGCUUACUUGCGAGUUGUCACUGUAUGCCUAGGUCUCGGUCUCUCUUAUCAACUUCGGCAACAGAUUGCCGACGGGGAGGCCCGAGGGGGGCCUUCCGCAGAACAACAGCCGCAAUCGACCACGAUGAUUCGCCCGUCUGCCGGUCGAUGGAUUUGUCAGAGAGGGGGAGCAACGCUUAUCGGCACGUGAUCGCCUCCGGGGUCCUGAAAGAGUAAGUCGCGGUUCUUCCUCGGCCAUUUGAUUGAUUUCAACUUUCUUUCGGUUCUUGGAAGCUAUUUUCGGGUGACCCUGACUCGUGAGAGACGUUCGUUUUUGAUGGCGCCAAAGCGGACUCCCACGGAGACGUCCCCGUUGUUGAGUGAGAGCAACGGGCACGGCACUGCGUCGAACGGGGCGAUUGUCGACCACGAUGCGGAGUCGGGGGAGCCAGGACAGUCGGCGGAAGAGCAGGGGAAGGAGCCAUUUCCUGAUGCGAAGAAGCAGCUCAAAUACAUUCUUCCUGCUAUCUCGAUAGGUAUUUUCCUGUCUGCGGCGGAUCAGACCAUUAUCAUGGCCAGUUAUGGUCAGAUUGGAAGCGAUCUUAAGGCUCUCAAUCUAACCAGCUGGAUUGCGACAUCGUACUUUUUGACUUUGACUUCCUUCCAGCCGUUGUAUGGAAAGCUGAGCGAUAUUUUUGGCCGGAAGCCCUGCCUUCUUUUCGCGUAUGCCAUUUUUGGUCUUGGAUGCUUGUUCUGCGGGCUGGCUCGUAAUAUUAAUGAGCUGAUUGCUGCACGUGUAUUCCAGGGCAUUGGCGGUGGAGGUAUGACUACGGUGGUUAGUAUAUUGAUGAGUGACAUCGUUCCCUUGCGAGAUCGAGGGCUAUGGCAAGGCAUUAUCAACAUCAUCUAUGCCACUGGGUCUGGAAUCGGCGCACCCCUCGGUGGAAUCUUGGCCGAUUAUAUCGGGUGGCGCUGGGCAUUUCUUGCGCAGUUCCCCAUGUGUAUCCUUGCUUUUAUUGCCGUCUCAUUCAUGCUCAAGCUGCCAGCUCAGGAGAAUUCGCAUUGGAAGGACAAGCUUCGCCGCAUUGAUUUCCUCGGCGCAGUUGUCCUGAUCGGUGCAAUACUAGGCUUCUUGCUUGGUCUGGACCGCGGAAGCAAUGUCUCAUGGACUCUACCGCUGACGGUCGCCUCACUGAGUGUUUCGGUGGUUCUCUUCAUUGCCUUCAUUUUGGUCGAGAUCUACCUCGCAGCCGAGCCUUUCGCCCCAGGCCACAUUAUCUUCAACAGGACAUUCUUUGCCCUCUACGGCUGCAAUUUCUUCAGCUUUGGAGGGUGGCUUGCCGCAUUGUUCUAUAUUCCGCUCUAUUUCCAGGCUGUUCAUGGCGUCUCGGCCACGAUUGCUGGCCUGCGCCUUCUGCCAUGCAUCCUGGCUGGUGUUUCCGGCUCCCUCUUUUCUGGAUUCGUCAUGAGAUCGACCGGGAAGUAUUAUUGGCUGACUAUUAUUGCUUAUUCCCUCCUGACAACCGGUUGCUUCACCAUUUACAUGUUCUCGGGCGGUGUUGUGGCCAGCGUGAUUCCCAUGAUCCUCGGUACGGUCAUGUCGGCAUUCGGCAAUGGCAUCGGUGUCACGACGACUUUGGUCGGAUUGAUAUCGAACGCAACUCAUGAGGAUCAAGCAGUCGUAACUGCUUGUUCUUAUCUCUUCCGAUCUCUCGGAUCCGUUAUUGGCCUGUCUUUAUCCUCGACCAUUGUUCAGCAACUUUUGCGAGAGGGGUUAAGAGAGGGGUUGCGAGACAGCAAGGAUAUUGAUCAGAUCGUAAACGGAGUACGAGAAAGUCUCGACUAUAUCAAGAAGUUGGAUCCAGAAAUUGCGAGUAUCGUGCGUGGCUGCUACGGGUCAUCCGUCAAUCAGGGCUUCGCAUUCAUGGUCGUCGUGGUGUUUUUUGCAUUGUUCAGCGCCUUUUUUAUGCGGGAAGCCAAGCUCACCCGCUAAAUGGCCCUCGAGGCUGAUUUACUGGUGGUUUUUGGGUUGAAAGGAAACUAUUGCGCUGCAUGAUAGUUAUGCCGCAUGGUUGAUGAAGGUAUGAAAAAUUGCAUAGGAAGUGAUGGACUUAGAUUGAAGAUGCAGCCUCCAUGUAGCUGCAGGCCAAAGAUUAUAGAUCAAAAAUUUCAAAGAUUUAAGCAUAACUGCGAGCAUUUAAAAUACACGGCCA